This is a messenger RNA of Filobasidium floriforme, 1874 nucleotides long. RefSeq lists its product as uncharacterized. The transcript has 13 exons. NCBI's taxonomy places the organism in Eukaryota, Fungi, Basidiomycota, Tremellomycetes, Filobasidiales, Filobasidiaceae. Bases 480 to 1742 code for a protein of 420 amino acids. The record is from RefSeq and is a predicted model, not a curated record.
CAGACAAGAAGUGUACAGCCGUCUGCUAGCUGCUAGCGAAUCCUCCUCUUGCUUUUUGCUACCUCGAUCACACUCAUCCUCCUGCCCCAUAUCAUGUCUUUCCGCUCGCUUGUCGGUCGUCGGAUCCCGCCGUCUCUCAUCCGAUCUAUAUGUACUCGCCUUGCGUUGCGACCUUUACCAGUCACUCCCCUCCGUGCACACCGCGUGACCUCUCCCUCUUCUGCAAGCUCUACUCGCUGUAUGGUUGAAAUCUGCUGAGGGCUGUGGGAGGGGGGGACCGUCACGUCCUUCUACCCCGAGAGGUGUAAAAAGCGGAAUGUUUCGGUCGAAAGUAGCACCGAGAUCGACGAGAACACCUACAAGGUCAUAUAGCAUAUAGCAUAUAGCAAGUUGAACAUGUACAGCAAUUCAGCAAUCGACCCGGCCUCGACUCGUACAACAAAUCACUGGAUAAGUGAACAUCAUUCCUCUACCCAGUUAUGGUUCUCCGACAAGCUCUCGUGACAGCCGUCCUGCUGACAACCUCGACCUCUAUCGUCGCUCAGGUCGACUUUGAGCAACACGACUGGUUCUACGAGUUUCCUCUUGCUAGUACCAACGUCCUCCCAACCGUCCCCCCUCCCUCAUCAUUCACCUGGGACUCCAUCUUCCUCCCGCCCGGUAUCUCCCUCGCCUCCGCCAAAAGAAGCCCGUUCCACGUCUAUCAUCCCGAUUUCCACCGGGUCAUCGGGGAAGAUCCCAGGUUAGCUUUGGUCUUGGAGACCGAGGGGUAUUAUAGCGCUCACGAGGCCCCCGUCUACCACGAACCCACCCAAUCAUUCUUCUUCUGCUCCAACGCCGGUGCCCCCUUAGGGUUUUCCGGUGCUGAGAAUUCUAAUCGGGUUUUCAAGAUCUCCUUGGACGAGGUCGAGAGCUCCUUGAGCAAUAAAGAGGGCCAGGUCUACUUGGACGAAACCACAGGGGACUGGAAGGCGGGGAAUGCGACGUUGGUGGAGAUCAGUGGGGAGGAUGGGACGGAAGGGAGGUUGGUCAACGUGAACGGAGGUACCAAUUACCGAGACCAGAUCGUCUUCCUCGCUCAGGGUCGGGGGGAAGAGUUCCCACCUACGAUGACCUUGGUCAACCCGUACCCUCCUUACAAUUCCACCGUCAUCCUGAACAACUACUUUGGGAGACAAUUCAACUCGCUCAACGACGUCGCCCUGCACAGAGGUACCGGAGACCUAUUCUUCACCGACCCGGACUAUGGCAACUCGCAGGACUUUCGACCUACGCCGGAUCUGCCGUUACAAGUUUAUAGGUGGAACCAGACGAGCGGCCUGGUCUCGCUCGUGGCGGACGAGAUGGUCCGACCGAACGGGAUCGUCUUCUCGCCCGACGAGACCAAGGCGUAUGUGGCGGAUACGGGGUUGGUAGGGAAAGAUCGGGAUCCCAGACGUCCGGCCACGAUCUACGAGUACAACGUGGAUGAGCAAGGAAACUGGAGCGAUCGAAGGACGUUUGCGUUCAUCAAUACCGGUGUCCCCGAUGGACUCCGAUGUGACGAGUCGGGCAAUGUUUAUGCUGGCACCGGCGACGGCGUGACCGUGUUCAACCCGCAAGGCGUACUCUUGGGCAAGAUCUUUGUCGGUUCAGGGAGUGCCAACUUUCAAUGGGCCGGUCCGGGCAGGAUGGUCAUCCUGGCCGAGACCAAGGUUUACGUCGCCAAGCUUCUCGCCAACGGGGACCCUGUAUGGAAGUAGAGCGACGUGGUGUGGGUGAUCUGAUGCUGUGUAGCGCUAGUCUCAACACGACGACGAUGGUGAAUGGAUUGUAGCAACCCCGAACGAGACGUAUGACGCUCCCAAGACAAAUAUCGCGAUUUUGAUCCCGUG